AUGACCAAGUCAGGAAGAAGAAACCCCAUCCUGAAUGUGAAAAGAUGGGUAUGGAUCUUGCUUUCCAUUAUCAUAUCCAUAGCAAUUCUAAUGAGAUUCCUAAAUAAUUCCAAGGCAUCUGACCUACAAAAGAUAUUGCAGAAUUUACCAAAGGAAAUAUCACAAAAUAUCAACAUGGCCACAUCAAACCAAAAACAGGACCAAACUGUUUUGGAUCAAUUCGAAGAAUUAGCAGAGGAAUUGAAACAAAGACAGGACGAACAAACAAAGCAAUUCGCCAAACAACGUAGAAUCCUAGAAAAGAAAAUUAAUGAAUUGAAACCACCAUUAGUGGACGCCACCUUGCGUGAGAAACUGGCCUAUACUUUUGAUUACGACAAUUCAAGAAGAUUCCCCGCCUUUAUUUGGCAAGUUUGGGCAAAUGAUGCUUCGCAUCUAGAUAUCAUGGAAAAGAAGAAAAUUUGGGACGAACAUAACCCAGGUUUCGUUCAUGAAAUAUUAAAUGAUGAUUUAGCUAAAGCUUUAAUAUAUCAUUAUUAUUCUACUAUACCGGAAGUUUUGGAAGCAUACGAGGCUCUACCUUCCAGAAUCUUAAGAGUCGAUUUCUUUAAAUAUUUAAUCCUUUUAGCUAGAGGAGGGAUAUACGCCGAUGUGGAUACAGUCCCCAUUCAACCCAUCCCCAAUUGGAUCCCCGAGGCCGUAAACCUUGGCAAGAUUGGUAUAAUUAUGGGUGUGGAACAUGAUGCUCAAACCCCAGAUUGGAGAUCCAAAUACGUAAGAAGAUUACAAUUUGGUACAUGGAUCAUUCAGUGUAAGAAGGGACAUCCCAUCUUGAGAGAAAUUGUGGCUCAAAUCACAGAAAUGACUUUGAAGAAGAAGGAGGAGCAACAAUUAGAUAUUAAUGUGAGAAAUGAUUUGAACGUAAUGAGUUGGACUGGUUCCGCAUUAUGGACCGAUGUCGUAUUUACUUAUUUUAAUGAUUAUAUGAAGAGUGGAUUGAAUGCUAAAAUUACUUGGAAAAAGUUCCAUAAUAUGAUCUUACCUAAAUUAAUGAGUGACGUAUUGAUCUUCCCAGAAUUCUCAUUUAAUGCUCCAUUAGAAUUUGAUAAAACUGAUUUGAAGAAGAACAUGUAUUUGGUGCACCAUGAAGGUAAUAAAUUUUGGAAGACUGCCCCAAAAGUGGAAAAUAAAUAG
Naumovozyma castellii is the source of this 1194-nucleotide messenger RNA. RefSeq lists its product as uncharacterized. The record is from RefSeq and is a predicted model, not a curated record. Lineage: Eukaryota; Fungi; Ascomycota; Saccharomycetes; Saccharomycetales; Saccharomycetaceae. The coding region runs from base 1 to 1194 and encodes 397 amino acids. The transcript has a single exon.